Messenger RNA from Fraxinus pennsylvanica, 354 nucleotides. The record is from the annotation of a GenBank genome assembly. Lineage: Eukaryota; Viridiplantae; Streptophyta; Magnoliopsida; Lamiales; Oleaceae.
AUGGACUCAGCAAGCGAAUUCGUAACUUGCGAUGCGAGAAUAUUUGGACUUCUCGUGCCUAAUGGUUGCAAUUACAUGGAUAUGGUUGAGAUGAUAUCAUCGGGGUUGAAGAUUAAUACCAGUAAUUCUAUCUCGAAAAUAGAGUAUGAUGUUGGUGGAAAUAUGGCUCCAGUGAGGAUUGCAAAAUAUCGCAGUACACACUACCUGGAAAAUAUUGCCAAGCUUGUGAGGGCAGAGCUUGCUCCAAGGGAUGUCGUGUCCAGAAGCAUAGACGAUCAGCUCAAGAAACGUGACGAGAAGUAUGUGCUUCUUGACAUUAGUCACAAGCCCAGAGAAAUCAAGAGCCAAUUCUGA